AUCUUUCUUUUAUAAUCAGGUGGCUAGCAACGCUAUUAUUGAAAAAGAGAAGCUGGAAAGAAAAGAGUCUACCAGACCCAGAGGUUGUUGAUCGCCAUUACGAGUAGCGCUAUUAGAUUAUCAAUUACGGAAUAGUGUGCAACUGUGUAGUUACCUUCUGAGUCCAUUUAUCGAGAGCAGUGCGGCAGUGAAAUUUCCUGGUGUGGUGUGCGAUCGAUGUGGACAUUCGACAAUGCGUCGGCAUUAGGCGUGUCGGAUAUGGAUAGGCGAGACUGCCCGAGUUACGAAGCCGUGUUUGACGCAUGCGAUCCGUUAGGGUCUGUCUUGGAGUGCUCAGGGCGCGGGCCGGCACGCGUGCUCCGGCGACGGUGCCGAAGCGAAGGCGUAGAUCGCUCGCCGUACGAGGAUGUGCCGAUGCACCGAUCCGCAGACGCUAUAUCUCGCCAGCAUAGAGCACUUACUAACAAGAGCCAUUUCACCCUAAAUAACGCUAUCGAAGCCCAUUUCGAUAGAUUCCAACGCGAGUGUUUUCCUGCUGCAGAAAACGGCGACUACAUAAUGGCUCAUGACCAGAAGCGACGUGGAUCUCAGCCCAAUAGAAUAAAAAUUAAUAGAACAAGCCCCAAUAGACCCUUAUUAGUAACAACAUUAUCUAACACAAAAGUUGAAGAACAUAGAUUGCCAAAAGUUGAAGAAUUGUUUGAGAAAGUUGAUCAUGACAUGAUAGAGGUGCCAAAGCAGCCUUUAAAAUCAAUACUCAAUAACCCUUUACCCAAGACACCACAGCAAGGCAUACUUAAAAAACCGAAGCACAGACCCCAUCCAGAUACAGGGGCUGUUCAUAGAGAACCUAAAUUGAUGAGUCCAGAAAGUCGCAGGCGACAAAGAGCCUGUAGUGAAUCUGAUAAUUUGUACAGUAACUUCCAUUUUGCGGUAAUAGGGGCUGAUAAGGCUAUGAACAAAAAUAUGAAGAGAGCUAAAGACAAUUCUGGCAUUGGUUAUUCAUAUGGUACUGCCUUAGCCACUCUUGCUAAUCAAAAGAUAAAUUCUGCCAACAAUUAUAAGCUUCAGAAAUCAAAAGAGCACCCAGCUUUGUCCCAACCAAUGACUGUGCAACCCAAAGAAGAGCUGCACAACUCAGAGCCACUAAUGAAGAAUGCAGUAAUAAAUAAUGAUUCUUUCGAUGAUGAAGUGAUUUUGGGCGUGCCACGUCAAGAUCCGACUUGCCCUCUAGUGAGUCCCGCUUUGCCAGUUAAUUCGGUAACAUCCGCGCCAGUUCCUACUAAAAAAUUAAAGCCUCCAAAGAAAAAAUCGAAAACCAAACCCAAAACGAUGAAAGUAAAAACAAAAGUUGAAGCCAAUACAAUGGAAGUAGACGGUGGUGAUGAUGAUCUCAGCAGGUCGCCUUCUCUCGACGCAGUGGACACGUGGACAAUGGAAACAGAUGCGUUGAUGGUAGAAAUUGCGAAGUUAGAAAGUAAUCCAAAGCACCCAAUUACACCCGCAGUACAAGUUCCAGUGCAUAAGUUGUUGCGCAAGGAUGAACCACAAGAAGUACCUAAAGUACUAAAGGCAAAUGUAGCCCCUAUUCAGCCAGUUACUGUGUCUAUUCCCUCUUCUGAUACGGCAAGGAAAAAUUUAACAAAAGACAAACAGGACCCGUUUUUAACAGCUUUGCACACAACAGAUCCGUUCAAAUUUGUGCCAUCCCGCAAAGACUCGCCCAUGAAAGUACCAGAUUCAGUAUUGUCUUGUGUUCGACAGUCUUUGUUCCCGCGCGUACCUCCGUACCUUAAGUUUAUUGGUCUUGAUGAUGUCCCAAUACUAAAGGUACCCAUGCCUAUACAGAAACAUCUCAAAUGGAAGUUGACCACUAUCACACCAAUUGUUGUUAAAAAAACUUUAGUUAAUUCUGGAUUUAGGCUGGUCAAGAGCGAUUGUGAUACUGCGGAAUGUCCGCAAGAAGAGACUAUAGACUGGAUUGGUAUAUGGGGCAAGCACAUGAAAUCUUUAAUGUUUAGAGCGAUCAAAGAUGGUCAAAAAAUGAAUCAUUUUCCUGGGACAUUUCAAAUCGGUAGAAAGGAUAGAUUGUGGCGGAACUUGCAAAAACUAGCGGCUAAACACGGAAUGAAGGAAUUUGGCAUAAUGCCUAAAACCUACGUAUUGCCGCAUGAUUUGAAACUGUUGAAGCAAGACUGGGAUAAGCAUGCGGAAAAUAACGAGAAAUGGAUUAUAAAACCACCGGCGUCUGCUCGAGGCACGGGUAUUAAAGUUGUUUCUCGUUGGACACAAAUCCCCAAGAAAAGGGCGGUAGUCGUCCAAAGAUACGUAUCAAAACCGUACCUGAUUAACGGCAGCAAGUUUGAUUUGCGCCUAUAUGUGCUGAUCACAUCUGUGCAUCCACUCAGAAUCUAUUUAUAUAAGGAUGGUCUCGCAAGAUUUGCUUCAGUGAAAUACAAUAACGAAAUUUCCUCGUUAAAUGAUAGAUAUAUGCACUUAACUAACUACUCUAUCAAUCGGUUGUCUAAAAAUUACACGCCAAACGAAGACUACUCGGCUUGUGAGGGACACAAAUGGACUCUGCAAACGCUGUUUCAAUAUCUGAAGACAGACCGAGGUGUGGACACACGUUCGCUCUGGGAGUCUAUGAAGGAUCUAGUGAUAAAGACCAUCAUAUCUGGGGAGGCCAGUAUUAGUUCACUCACAAAGGCGAAUGUCACUUCCCGAUACAACUGCUACGAGUUGUUCGGUAUUGACGUCCUCUUGGAUGAAGAUUUAAAACCUUGGCUUCUUGAGGUUAACAUAUCGCCGAGUCUUCAUAGCGCAUCGCCUUUGGAUAUCCAUGUGAAAGGUCCGAUGGUGACAACAGUGCUCAAUAUUGCUCAGUUCCAAAUACCUACAAAAACCAAUCUGGAUAUGUUGGUCAGGGAGAAACCACACAAACUGAAUGGACUACCAUACGACUCUCGGCUAUACACCAUAUACUUGUCAAAAGAAGAGCGUGAUAAGCACAUUAUUUACACCAAUAUGGACGACAGGGAUUUGUACCUCCGUGAUAUUCUGUCGACAUUAACACCAGAUGAUGUCCGUCAUCUGAUACAAGCUGAAGACGAGUUAACCCAGGCCGGCGACAUGGAGCGUGUGUUCCCCACUCAUGAUACCCAUAAAUACCUCAAUUUCUUGUCUGGACCACGAUACUACAACCGACUGUUCGACGCUUGGGAGACACGAUAUACAGCCAAUAGAGAAUCCGGUAUCGAUCUUCUCCGCAACCUGUGUGACAUCGGAUACCACCUGGAAGUGCCUCCGGUCCCUCUUAAGGCCAGGACUGGAGUUAGUGUGUUCCAUACGACUUGGUCUACCCAGCGGGCGGCGCCUCAGCUGAGCGCGUUGGAUCGUUGCAGAAUGAUGUGGACGCGCCGUCACCGGUUGCUUCGGAGCGGCCUUCAAUUCCUUCCCUCGCAUCGGUGGAGCCCACGAUCUCCUCGAGCUCCCUUUCCUGCACGGCCCGCGUCUGCGGCGACGUUUUCCCGCAGCCGUCUGUCCCGCCGCCCGUUGAACCGCGUGCAUAGCGCUACGCCACAGAGCCUCCGUGCGACCGCCGAGGAGUCUUCAAACAAUGUGCACAUGGACACUACCAUAGAAUCUCGAAAGAAGUGCACGACUUCAGCGGACAAUACCUGCACGGAGACGCUCAUGGAUCUGAACAGAAACGUGCAGUGUGCGGAGACGAGCGAAACAGUCGCUCAGAAAGCCAGCUAGAGAAGAAUACCAAGAGAUGCCAGCGAGGAAAUGUUCAAACAAUAUUGAUAUUCUUCUCGUGUACGCGAUAGUUUUGAUAACUUUUAAGAGUUUAAUACAAAAUGUGCGAAAGAAUUGGUGUGCGUAAGUUAAGCAUUUCAUUAUGUAAAUUUUUACUCAAAUUAAUUUUAUAAAAAAGGGAUACAUUAUAACGUUACCUAGGUUUAGCUAUUACAUGUGUAAGAGAGCGUUUAACAAUUAAAGUGUACGUAACUUCAACUUUAUUGAGAUUAGAGGCAAAUGUAGUAAAUUUGUAGUACACUAUCUUACGGUAAAGUUUUUAUCAGUGUUAAUGUCAAGAAUUCAAGAAGUCAAGUUCAUUUAUG
Molecule: messenger RNA, 4127 nt
Organism: Hyposmocoma kahamanoa
Lineage: Eukaryota; Metazoa; Arthropoda; Insecta; Lepidoptera; Cosmopterigidae
Product: tubulin polyglutamylase TTLL4-like
Exons: 19
Coding region: 217-3762 (1181 amino acids)
Biological process (GO): microtubule cytoskeleton organization; protein polyglutamylation
Cellular component (GO): cilium
Molecular function (GO): tubulin-glutamic acid ligase activity; tubulin binding
Source: RefSeq, a predicted model, not a curated record